AUGCAGCCGUCGGUCGACCUCUACGAGGACACGGAGGCGGGCUUCGUCGCGCUCUUCCCGCGCGCGAUCAAGGAGCGGCCGGGCCACGUCGUCGACCUCAACCACAUCAAGGCCUGGCUCGACGCCAAGCGCGCGCAAAACCACGACUACGCGGACCCCGUGCACAUAAGAACCUCGGCGGCGUCGGCUACGCGCGCCAAGAACAUGGACCGGCUACCGAUCGAGCCGGUUCCGCUCGACAGCGCCGCGCCCGGCGACCAUGUCUCGCUCGUGCGCGACCCGACGCGGCGGGGGCUCAUCGUCGACGUCGUGAGCACGUGGCGGUCCGUGCGGUGGGCCGGGCGGGGCACGUCGAACCACCGGCCCGGCGAGCUCAUGCCGGCCCAGCUCUCGGAGGGCGAGCAAGCGCCCAUCGACCAGGCGGCGCUCCUCCAGCAGAUGCUCGACGAGGAGAUCAUGCUCACGGCGGACAACGGCGUCCGCGUGGGCAACGCGUUCGCGCGGCGCGACGGGUCGCCGAGCCGGCAGCUCGUCGCGCUCCGGGGCGAGGGCGGCUCGUGGUGCGUGCGCUGCGACGUCUGCAACAUCGCCAACAUCCUCGCCGUGGGCAAGCUCCGGGACCCGAGCGCGGAUUUGCGGGACAUCGCGAGCCAGGCGAAGCGCCACGUCGGCGCGUGGAAAUCUUUGCUGAACCACCGCCCCGUGCGCGAGCACUGGCGCCAGCUCGCGCUCAUCACGGGCCUCGCGCUGCCCGUGCCCGCGGCGCCGGAGCCCAAGCCCCGGUCCAUGAAGCGCGACCUGCGGGGCACGCUGCCGCCGCGCGACGACGCGCCCCACGGCCCGGAGACCCGCUAUUCCCCCCACGCAGGCUCGGACAUGGGCGCGGCGUUCCGGAAGAAGAAGCGGCGCGAGCACCGGCGGACGUCGUACGCGGUGCCGCCGCCCGAGGGCGUCGUCGCGGAGCCCGAGGACGUCGGCCCCGGCGGCGACACGACGGGCCUCGUCGCGCGGUGCUGGGCGCCGUGCAAGAAGUGCGGCGGCGCGCCGCGGCCCGUCGUCGUCGGCGCCUGCGACGACGGGGCCCAUUUUGUGUGCGAGCACCACCUCAUCCUCGCGGUGGGGGUUUCGUCCGUCGCGGAGCUCCGGGCCAAGGGCGGCACCUUCAAGUGCUCCAUCUGCCCGCCGGGGGCGCCGAAGCGGGGGAACGCGUACCCGGAGCACGCGCCGAACCCCUGGACGACGACCUGCGGCGUCUGCGAGGCGCCGCUCGGCGCGCCGCCGGACGCGGGCGCCGUCGACGGCGCGGACGCCGUCGCCGUGCUCGGCUGCGCGCGGUGCCCGCGGGCCUUCCACGAGCGGUGCCUCGGGCUCGUCUCCGCGGGUCCGGGCCGCUACCGCCACGACCUGCCCUGGGUCGACGCGCGGGGCCACUGGCUCUGCGGCGCGUGCGAAGGCGUCGGCGACGCCAAGGCCGGCAUGCUCGACACGGCGUCGGCCUUCGCGCUGUCGUCCAUGAAGCGCGCGGCGCCCGUGCGCGACGACGCGCGGGCGCCCGACUCCGACGACGACGACCUCGGCGUCCCGGAGCCGCCGGCCCACGCGCGCGCCGUCGCCGCCGCGGCCGCGACGAAGACGGUGCUCGACGCGCUGUUGGGCCACGACUUCGGCCGCCGCGUCUCCACGGGCGACGGCGCCGACCUCCAGGCCGCGCGCGAUGCGCUCGCGCGCGCGCUCGACAACGGGCCCGCCGUCGGCGACGACGACCCGCGCGCGCGGGACGACGCCUGGGCCGCGUCCGCGGCGGCGACGGCGGCGCACGCCGUCGGCGCCAUCAAGGCCGUCCGCGCGCUCUGGCGCGACGCCAAGGGCGCGACGGGCGACGACGGGCCCGCGACGCGCAAGAUGGCCAAGGAGCUCGGCACGCUCGCGGAGCUCGGCUUCGCGCGCUGCGUCCGCGUCCACCUGUCGCCCGCGGACCAGGCCCACCUCGACGCCCACGUGCCGAAGAAGAAGAGCGUGCUGAAGAUGGCGACGGCGGGCACGAACAUGUCGCGCUCCGGCUCGUCGGGGUUGGCCGGCGCGUCCUCGAAGAACGGCUUCGGCGGCGCGUCGGGAUCGAACGCCGGCGGCGCGCCGGGCUCCGCGGCGGCCCCGGGCCUGGCCGGCGGCCUGCGCUUCAACAAGCCCGGCGGUGGUCCCGGGUCGCGGCGCUACUUCCGCGAGCAGCUCAAUUUCGGCGGGCUGGGCAGCCCGCGGCCGAGCACGUCCGGGUCGCCGCGGUCGAGCCGCCUCUCCGCGGCGACGGGCAACACGCGCCACGACGUGCGGCGGUCCAAGGCCAAGGCAGAGAUCGCCGCGAUCCAGAAGCGCAUCGCCGCCGAGACGGACCGGCGCCUCAAGGAAAUGUACGAGGACGACCUGAACUGCGAGUUCGACGACGGCAUGUUCCGCGAGUGGCGCGCGGAGACGGCGGCGCACCGGCGCGCCCACGGCCAGCGCGGCCUGGACCCGGACCUCUUCGGCGUGCCCUUCGGGUCGCCGCGGGCCACGCCGCGGCGGUCGCGCUUCGAGUACGAGGGCGUCGGCUCGGGCGGCGCCGCGCCCGAGUCCGAGAGCGACGACGACGACGUCAACGCCGUCAUCGAGGCCGCGCGCGUGCGCCGCGAGGCGUCCGAGGCCGAGCGCCGCGGCGAGCGCAAGCCGUCGCCGAAGCGCCGGCGGAACCCGCCGCGGAACGCGCGCUGGGUCGCGUUCGCGGCGGCCGAGGCGCCCAUCACGCUCGGCUCCGUGCCCUGGCCCUGCGCGUUCGGCGCGCGGGUCGAGCUCUCGGACCUCGGCGUGAGCGACGACGCGCCCUUCGACGAGAAGAAGCGCGCCGUGCGCGAGGCGGUACUCUGCUGGCACCCGGACAAGUGGACCCAGCAGUUCGGCGACCGCCUCGACGCCGGCGGCGACCGCGACGCCGUCAUGGAGCGCGUCACGGCCGAGGCGCGCAACGUCCACGACCUCUGGAUGCGGCUCAAGGAGGAGUCGCAGCGCGUCCGCGGGGCCCUCGGGGCUCGUGGCAUGUGCGGGGCGAGACCGCCGAGGUAA
Molecule: messenger RNA, 3093 nt
Organism: Aureococcus anophagefferens
Lineage: Eukaryota; Pelagophyceae; Pelagomonadales; Pelagomonadaceae
Product: expressed protein
Exons: 7
Coding region: 1-3093 (1030 amino acids)
Biological process (GO): canonical NF-kappaB signal transduction
Source: RefSeq, a predicted model, not a curated record